UACGCCUUCCAACCUUAUGACGUCGGAGGCAGACCACGUGCGCAACAGCUCAAACACCCCACUCUUCUUCUCCCGAAAACCCCCGGGAAAAACCUAAAAGGAAAUAUCACCAGAAAGCCAUGUUUACAAGCUCCCGAAAAGAUCUCUCUUAAAAACGAGAAUACAAUCCAUUUUUUUUCAUGGUUUUCCCACUCAAAUCAUAAUAGAAGUCAUUCAUCAUGUUUGGAGAAAGGGGGCCAGGUCCCCGAACGACAUCUUUUCCUGUUUUGGCAAUGGCGUGAGGACAAGACAAUGCUUGAAAAAUAGCAGAUGUUUUCCCCCAAGACGUCCACCGGAUCAGGAGAAAGCUGUUGACGUCUAGCUUAAAUUGGUUAAUUCGUUUGCAGAUGUGAGAAGGGUUGGUUGUGAUGUUGGGAGGUGCGGCUGAUUUGUUCAUUUCGGAGAGAGACCCAUACCAUCAGCUAGAUACAGAAGCCAGUUUCGAGCAAGUGGUCGAGGCUGUUGUCAUUUUCGUCAUCUGCUUUGCCAUAGUCGUGACUAACGUCCUCAUCAUAUGGGCAGUAGCAUCAUCUCCUAGUCCCAAAGAAGCCAUAGAUUUUUAUGUGCUUUCCGUUGCUGUUGCAGACUUAUUAUGUGGAGUAUUCAUUGUGCCCCUUUCAAUUUACCCUGCACUUGUUAAAGAAUGGGUAUAUGGUGAUUUAGUAUGCCGCUUAACGGGUUUUUUAGGACUAACGCUGUGGUCAGUGUGUCUUUAUACAUUUAUGUGGAUAUCAGUUGACAGGUACCUUGCAAUAAGGAAACCACUGCGUUACGAUGUCAUACAGACCAGGACCAGAUGCCAGUGUUGGAUGGUAUUCACAUGGCUCACGUCGUUAUUUCUCUGCAGCCCUCCGCUCCUGGGAUUUUCAAAAGGACGCUUCUAUGGGGAUGGUUACAUAUGCAUGCUGGACCUUGGUAACAUGAUUCCUUACAGCAUUACUCUCGCUGUCCUUGUUCUAGCUCCAAGUAUACUUACCAUCUCUUAUACUUAUUUCUAUAUCUUGAGCACCAUGUACAGAUUGAGAAAGUGCUUGACCAAAGAGGAACGUGAUUAUGCGACUGCGGUGAGUGAAAACUUGUCCAACCCUGACCACCUUAUGUCCUUCGUUCUGAUAUUACUGUUCUGGAUCACGUGGAUGCCAUGGUUCAUUUUUCGCAUAGUUGAGAUUGUCCUUUCAACUACAGAUGAAUACCAUGCCUUGCAUUUCUGGCUUCUGUGGCUAGGUAUCACAGACUGCAUCUGGAAGUUUUUCGUAUACAUUACCAUGAGCCCGAAAUUCAGGCUCUGUCUCAAACGAUUAUGUCUCUCCAUGUGUUGUCGCGCUCCCACCAGGCAGCCGCUAAUUGUUUAAAAAUUGUGUUAUCUUAUUUUAAUUACUUGAUUUUGGUCGAAACAAAGUUUAAGAAACUGUUAAUUUGAAAAAGAAAGUCAAGGAUUUUAAAAUUUGUUGACAAGUUUUGUGAAAACCUAUCUCACAACUUUAUUUUUUUUUAAAAAGAAAUAUUCACGGAGAAAACAAUUAUGGUAAAAUUACUGUAGUGUAUGAUAAUAACAAAUCUAAUGUGUGAAAAAAUCUGUUAUCUCUAGAGAAAAAAAAAUCGAUUUCGUAAAAACAAAAAUAUACGGUACUUAAACAGUUCAUUUCGUCAUAUUGUAACAAUUUACCGGAAAUUCUGGUUCUUAAAAUUAUAACUCUUAUUACCACACAUUUAGUAAAAACAAUACAAAAAUGAAAAGUGAAUUUGGCCUUAUAAUUGGUUUUUAUGUUAUGUUCUAACACUAAUCAUGAUAAAAUUACCAAACUUUACCACAUUUAUUAAAUUAGAACGCAUACUAUAAUUAAUACGCUAUUUUAUUGCUAAUUUUACUAAAAUCACUACCAAAGAGAUUUGAGAAAAAAUUACCGAACGUUUUGGUUUCCCUUAUAGUCAUAUAAUUUUAUAACAUUCUGGUAGCUUUUACCAUACUUUUUUUCUCUUUGAUGAUUGUCCAAAGAAAGACAUUUACUGCUAACAUUUUGCUGGGUUUUUUUGUACAUAGCUCUUAUGCAUACAAUUAGUUUGAAAUUUACAUUAUUGUAUUAAGUAAUACAUAAAAUUUGAAACAAAAAACAAACAUAAUUUCUGACCGAGGAAUACUUGUCAACAUUUAAAUGCAAUUAAUAAGAUUAAAAUGAUUUGCUAAAUAAAUUUAUCUGUUUCAUAAAUAAAAUCAAUUUUAAUGAAUUCAUUUGCUGCCAUACAUGUUCUACAGCACUUUGUUUCGACCAGAAAUUAUUUAACUAAACCGAGUAUUUCUCUUUACACCGUAAAUUAACUCUUACCACCUUCUGCAGUAAUUAUACAUUACAGCAUCAUAACAAACGAGUAGUGUACUUAAAAGUUUAGCUUUCUAUUCGCAUUUAACUUAAAAUAUAACAAAUAAAAUCGCUGUAAACAAAAAAUUAUAGUUUACUAUUAGUUCUCAAGCACAAAUCUGGAAAACAAAGACAUCUGUUCAAAUUUUAAAUGCAAUUAGAUUAUUUUCUCCUGUUUCAUAAUAUUUUAAUCCA
This is a messenger RNA of Parasteatoda tepidariorum (common house spider), 2591 nucleotides long. It is a transcript of the gene DopEcR, whose product is annotated as G-protein coupled receptor DopEcR. Gene Ontology annotation, cellular component: plasma membrane. NCBI's taxonomy places the organism in Eukaryota, Metazoa, Arthropoda, Arachnida, Araneae, Theridiidae. Gene Ontology annotation, biological process: G protein-coupled receptor signaling pathway; cellular response to hormone stimulus. The record is from RefSeq and is a predicted model, not a curated record. Gene Ontology annotation, molecular function: peptide binding; G protein-coupled receptor activity.